UCCCACCAAUAACAAAAAAACCUAAUGAAUAAUUCAUAAACAGCGAAAUUUUAGGAAAAUUUUAUUAUUAAAUUUUUCAAUCAAGUCAUCAAAACAAAAAACAUGGCCGAUGCUGUUGCACGUCGAGAAGCUCGACGAAAAAGAAUAUUAGAAAAUGCAUCAAGUCGAUUAGAAAAAAUUACUGGUAGAAAAGAAGACAUAUCAUUAGAUUAUAACAUUCAGAGCAAUAUUGAUACCUCAAAAGUUGUGGAUAAUGAUCAUGUGACGAAUGGUUGUGUUCCAACUGUGUCUGUAGAAGAAUUUUCAUCAAUUUUACGUGGACGAGCUCCUAUAAACCACCAAAACCAAAGCCAAACACAAUCAGAACCAACUCUACCUUCCAAGAAUGAUUUGUCAGGCGAACCAGAUGUGCAUAGUUCGUUCGUAAACAACACACAAAAUAAAAAAAUAAAAAGCUUUCUAUAUUCUAAAACAAAUAUUUUAACAAAUAAGUUAUUAAUCGUAUUCCUAGCGAUUGCUGUAAGGUGUUUACAUUCAUGUCAAAUGACAGAAAUGUUUUCGAAUAUGAUUUUUCUUCCAUUAAUUUUAUUAGAAAUAAUUAUAUGCAUAAUAUCACCCGCACAAGAAUCUUUAGGCAUGCUUGGCGCGGCACUAAUGUUAAGUGGCUUGUCACCAAAUAUUACCAAUUCAUUAUCCCUUGGUAUUUCAACGUUGAAAAAAUUGUUUUUAGAUUUUAGUAUAUUUUUAUUUACAUUUGUUUUAACACAUAUCGCGUUUUUGAGCGUAGAUAUAUUAAUUGGUGAUACUAAAUAAAUAUUUUUUAAUGUA
Molecule: messenger RNA, 828 nt
Organism: Chrysoperla carnea
Lineage: Eukaryota; Metazoa; Arthropoda; Insecta; Neuroptera; Chrysopidae
Exons: 2
Coding region: 103-813 (236 amino acids)
Biological process (GO): tail-anchored membrane protein insertion into ER membrane
Cellular component (GO): GET complex
Source: RefSeq, a predicted model, not a curated record